UAUGUGUCUGAAGUGCUUCCGUUUCCUGCAUUGCUAGCAGACGCGCACCUGCUGAAACGUGUACAGUUUUUUAGCUAUAAAUAUGGAUCCCAUUAAAGAACUCGGAGAAAGACUGCGUGAAGCAGCAUGUAUUGGUGACAUAGACACUAUACAAAAUUUAAUCGAAUCCCAAAGAAUUGAUAUCAACAAUGCAAAUAGCAUGAAUGGUUGGACUGCCCUGCAUUGGGGAGCCAAGAGAAACCAUGUGUCUGUUGUGAAGUAUCUAAUGGAUCAUGGUGCAGACCACACUAUCCGAACCAAUGAAGGACAAAUCGCAGAAAAUCUUACUAACAACCAGGACAUCAGACUGUUGCUUGGCGCUUCAGGAGAUGUGCCACAGAGUCAGUCUAACCUGCCCAUCACUCCCAGUUAUCUACAAAACCCACCCUUUCCACACAGCAAGAGCAGGAGUGUGGAUUCCAACCACACCCUCAUGGCCAGCACUCCAGUUGUCACUAACCAUGCAGGACAGGGAGACAAUGAGCUGGUCUUUAAGGCUCGCUUGGCCAAUUCUGAUGACAGAGACUUUAUUGAAGUAGAGCUGGACAAGAAUAUGCUGACAUAUGAGGCACUACUAAAUUUGUUGUGUGCUGAGCUUGGUGUGGAAAGAAGACUUGUACACAAGAUCCGCAAGUUGCCCGACACCGUUGUUCGAAAAGAUAAAGAUGUCCGUCGUCUUGUUGAUUUCCAAGCCUUGGAACUUGUCCUCACAAACAAGGCUGUAAGUGCAUCGUCCCGAAACUAUGGAUAUUCAGGAAGUCCAGGCAUCAGAUCAGAACAAAUUUUGUACUGAUUUGUGAGAUUUGUUUUUACAUCUAAAAAUGUACAGAAGAAUUGUUUACAAAACAUUUACACCACUUUUGAGGUGUAUAAGGGUUUUUCAUCCCUAAUAGCCUUUGUCACGAAUGCGUAUCAGUGAGUUUUAUCAGUUAUAUGCACUACUAGUUUUGCUUCAAGUAGCUGUUAUUCCUCUCAUGCUGAAUAGAUAUGCAGUCUGAGCCAAACUCUUCAGACUGAACUAAUCUAUGGGUGACUUUUGUAAUUGUUUUAACUGUUACUAUGUGGGCUAUCAUGUGCUGAGCUUUCAAUACGGAAAAAAAUAACUCAGGCUUCAGACAACUGGCUCAAGUUGGAAACUGAAUAUGGGGCAAGAAUGGUGUAGACCACAAAUUAAAGAAGAAACUAUUGGACCUUUAGCUAGGAUAUGUUUGAAACUGAGAAUAGUCAAAUUUACUCCUCUUGUUAAAUGGGAAUAGGAAAUGUGAUACUGUCUCAUUUAUGAAGCACAUCUGUUUCUAGAUUGGGGCGGUCGGGUAGCCUAGUGGUUAAAGCGUUCGCUCGUCACGCCGAAGACCCGGGUUCGAUUCCCGACAUGGGUACAAUGUGUGAAGCCCAUUUCUGGUGUCCCCCGCCGUGAUAUUGCUGGAAUAUUGCUAAAAGCGGCGUAAAACCAUACUCACUCACUCACUGUUUCUAGAUUAUUGAAACAAUUAAUAAUGCCAUUUAUUUAAUAGUCAUCUCCUCAGUAGUGGUUAAUAUUAUAAGAAUGUUGACUGAUGCUAUUAUCAAAGUGCUGAAAAUAGUACUGGCAUGUGUUUUCACAGAAAAGAGGGUUCUUUGUAGCUAAUUCGAAAAGGUCAUGUUAGAAAUAUUGUUGUUUUUAAAUGAUUGUCUUUCAAAUGUACCUUUGUCAUCAAUUCUUUAUAUUAACUGUUGUACAAGUUUAUUGCUAAUUUUACAGCUUAUCACUUUUCACAAACGAGUUCUGUUUGUAUCUGGCUGACUUUUAAUGUGUUCAAUUCAUGUUUGUUUUUGCAUUGUUUGACAAUAUACUUGUAAAACUAAUCAAGGUUUAGAAUUUUUGCAAUCUAUUCCACUUUUGUAUCAGACUUACAGCAUUCUCAAAGUGAAACCAACACAGAAAAUGGUUUAUUUGUCUGUUAUUUUGCCAAGGGUCAGAGUGCUGAACCCUGCCAAGUCAGUCAAUCUCAUUAAAAUGAGGUCUUUUACACCAAGUUUAUGCAUCUAAUACUAAUACAUGUCUAAUUGCAGAAAAUUAAACUCAAAUUUUAGUAUCUUGGAUUUGUAAAGGAUAGCUCUCUUGUAGAUUUUGUUUCUUUUGUACUGGAGAUAUCAAACAGACACACAAGAUGCAUCACAUGAUAGGGACACACUUUGAGGCUGAUUUCAGUUGCAACAAGCAAAUAUGAACAGAGUUAUAUCAGAAAUGAAAGAGAAAAAAUUAAUUCAUAUUAAUGUAUUGUUAUCAAAAUGUUUUCAUGAGAAUAAUUACAUAACAGCAUAGGCAUACUGGGUCUUCUAUAUGGUAGCAAACAGUGUUUUGUAAGCUGAUUUACUUUGCAUGGGACACUUUACACUUUGUUACACUUUGUUAAUCAGCUGAAUUUCCAUACACCACUGAGUUUAUAGUAUUUAUGAACAUAUUUCUUUUCAUUUGAAGAAUAUCUUCAUGGUGUUGUUUUUAUUGAUAAACUGCAUCCCAGUUUUACCUAUUAUUUUUUUUAUUUGAUGUCUGCACUGAUCAUACAAAACUGGCAGCCAUGACUAGUCACUGGCACCAAUGCUGUGAUGAAUGACUCACGUCCUCAUAUUACAAUGACUACUUAAUUUACAGUCCUAUUUUGGAUCCUGUUCACAUGAGUUGUCACACAGCGGUGUCAAACCUUGACCAUGUUAAGUAAAAUUGUGUUUUAUGUUAUAUGUCUGACAUGUGUAUUGUAUAUCUAACACAUUUGAAGUCAAAGUUAGAUGUCAUUAUAUUGUGUCAUGUAAAGAGGUAUUUUAGUUGUAUUCUGUUAAAAUGUGUGUUGUUGGUUUUGGGCAAAAUGUAUGCAUGUCUUUCUUCCCACCCCUGAUGCUUCCAUGAGCUUUGAUCAAACCCUGUGAUGUGAUCUAGACCGAUUACAAGUAAUUUUGUGGUUCUAAUUGUGGUUCUUUAUUUAAAAAAGUGUAUAUAGUAGGCUUUUUUAAACAAAAACAAAUGCAACCUGUUAAGGACCUGCUGUAAAGUUAGUAGUACUUGACGUAUAUUUUCAUGAACCAAGUAUUUUAUUUAAUCAUUGAAAAUGUAUAUGGGUCAGAACAUAAUAUUUGUGUUGGUUCAAUAACUGGAAGCAUGUCUCUUUUCCAACGCCUCACAGCCCACACUCUAGUAAUUUCUUUACUGCAUGGGGAGAGGGGCUCUGUUUGCCUAUUGGUCUAAGGAUGUGUGCAGAAUUAUGUCCCUUUACCAUGACAGGAUCUUCUGGUUGUAGAUAUGAAUCCCAGAUUCAUACUCUUAGCAUCCUUAGGUCUGUCAGUACCAUUCCUAUGCUCCUUUUUUCCCCUGUGAUCUGCGUCACAAUGGGCUUUAUUACUCACUCAUACAGGCCAACUGCUUAAUAACAAUACACCGUUAUUAAACAGUGUUUAAUAACAUCAUGUGUAGACAGGAUUAUUUUGGUCAUCAGCUGGUCAUUUGAAUGGGUAGCUCUGUGCAGCUGUACUCUGCAACAUCGACUCUACUCCUAGAUGGAUAGACCUGUGAAGAUCCGGGUUAGAAUAGGUCUUCAGCAACCUAUGCUGGCUGUAAGAGGUGACUAUGCUUGUCGUAAAAGGCAACCUGCAGCAUCGGGUGACCAGGCUCGUCGACUUGGUUGAUGUAUGUCAGCGUAUUCCAAUUGCUUGGAUCGGUGCUCAUGAUGUCAAGCUAGACUUUAAAGCUAGAUUUUCUGUUGAAUGCAGAUUUUGGUGCAGAACUUGGUUAUGUUUGUGUAUAUAAUUCAAUUAUGAACAUAAAUUUAAAAUUGCUAUUUUAUCGUUUCCCAUAUUAGAAAGCUGCACACUUUAUAGCCAGGUCAAUCCUUGAGAGAACAGUCUAUGGUUGAAUUAUCAGUUACAAAUGUUGUAUUCCUACGCCACCCUUAUACCACCAGCUAUUUUCAAUAAUUUUCAUAAUAACACUCAUCCUUGUUUUUAUUACGAGUGUAUUUCAAAAUGUGACUCACUUUCCCUCGUUAGAAACAUUUGUAUAUACACUUCUAAUAAACACAAUAUCUAACAGGGACUUGUUUAGUAAUCUAUAUUCCUUCCCAAAUUCUGCAUUGUGCUGCUAUAAUUGAAGUAUAAUAGCUACCCAGUAAGCAACAUUCAUCCAAACCUGCUUCUUCAUUGGUCACAUGUCCAUGGAAUAUAAGAUGAGUAUAUUUUUAUCAAAUUACCAUGUAUAGAAUAAAAGAAUAAUCCUUUCCAAAAGAUCACCACCAAGUUCCUACGGUUGUUUAGUGAUGUAAAUAACUUUAGGAUUCCCGGGUGACAUUGUGAGUAUGGAUAGGCAGGAUACCUCGAUGGCAUCAGCUCUCCCUGGCUAUCAUUGCCUACUCCCACUGCCGACCCCUAGUGUCUGUACCAUGUCCAAUGACACAACAAGGCUGCUCAAUGGCAUCACUGGUAACAGUGGGGUAUGCACACUCACACUCACAACUGUAUUUCAGACACACUGAGUGUUAACCUGUAUCAGUCCAUCCAUGAGUUUUUGUUAGCUCACCUGACUUGAAAGUCAAGUGAGCGUAUGUCAUUGUGCGUCUUUCUUCAUCUGGUUGUCCGUUAUGGUCGCCCUUCCAUUGUUCACUUUUACAUUUUUGACAUCUCUGAAACUGAAAGGUUGAUGGAGCUGAAACUUUGUAUGAAUGAUCCUACCUAUGGGGUUUCUAAAACAUGCUCACAGUAUUCCAGUGUAAUUUUCAGCAUGGCAUCCGAUAUUUCUUCAUGAAUGUAUUUUGCACAUCUUAUAUGUGUAGUGUUCAACACUUUUUUUAAAUCCUGGAUCUGCCUCUCGAUAUUUGUGUUCUUGGAUUAAAAUCACUUUUUUUGUGGCUUAAAAUUCUUGUCAUGGAGGUAGUAUUUCAUGUUUUGCCAAUAUUGAAGUCAGAUUGUGGAGACUUCAGUUUAUGUCAAAGCAGUUUCUCUUACAUUUCUUGUUCGAUGUAAGGGGUGCUUAUAUCCUUCUGGUAGUGCAAAAAGAAAUGAUGGAAAAACUGCUUUGGCAAUAUAACAGUACCUUCAUGUUCUUGGCCCCUUACUUUGUAUUUUUGUCAUGACUUUGUUUUAGUAUUUCACGAGUGGUUAUUGUGAUGAGCAGCAUAAUAGUCAUGUUUACAUAUCUCAGGUUUUGCAUAAUGUUAUGCUUCUAUGAAAAUUGUUAGGAUUCUGUUAUUUUACUGCUUUGCUCCAUUAUUACUUGCACCAGCAUAGGUGAAACCCUGUUAGACUGGACACCCUGCUAUCCAACACAAUUUGUGUUGGGGAUAUAUAGACUAAGAGACAUUACUUUGUACCCAGCUUUUUUAUCCCCCGCCCCAACAAAGUUCGCGGGGGAUAUAGAAAUGGGUUCCUUCCGUCUCUCCGUGUGUGUGUGUGUGUGUGUGUGUGUGUGUGUGUGUGCGUGUGCGUGUGCGUG
Molecule: messenger RNA, 5497 nt
Organism: Haliotis rufescens (red abalone)
Lineage: Eukaryota; Metazoa; Mollusca; Gastropoda; Lepetellida; Haliotidae
Product: ankyrin repeat domain-containing protein 40-like
Exons: 4
Coding region: 83-832 (249 amino acids)
Molecular function (GO): protein binding
Source: RefSeq, a predicted model, not a curated record